This is a messenger RNA of Xylona heveae TC161, 1428 nucleotides long. Its product is annotated as glycosyltransferase family 1 protein. Bases 1 to 1428 code for a protein of 475 amino acids. NCBI's taxonomy places the organism in Eukaryota, Fungi, Ascomycota, Xylonomycetes, Xylonales, Xylonaceae. The transcript has 3 exons. Gene Ontology annotation, molecular function: UDP-glycosyltransferase activity. The record is from RefSeq and is a predicted model, not a curated record.
AUGACAUCUGAAUUUGAAGUUCACCCUCCUCGCAAGAUCCUAGUUGUAGUGACAGUAGGAGGCUCUACAAAUUCAGCACCGAUUCUCGAGAUCUGCCGUAUCCUCGCAGAACGUGGGCACACAAUUGAUUUCGCAACCCUUGCGGCCCGAGAAGGACUCGUCAAGCCAUACCCCUUCGUCAGCGCGGUGCACAUCGUCGGACGUGCUAUCACCGCGCCUGAGGACGAGCAGCUGUACAUGCGGCUCAGCCAGUGGGACAACCGAAGCUAUCGUGGAAGGAAAGACUACUUGCAGUGCAAGAAGUUUUACGACAGCUUCUGGCCAGAGACGUACCGGGGGCUCAAACAUGUCGUUCUUACUACCAAGCCGAACUUCAUCUUCGCAGACUACCAAUUGGAUGCUGCUCGAGAUGUGGCGACAGAAUGCUGCAUUCCGCUCGCGAUGCUGUGGCCGCAGAUGCCCUGGCUUCUGGCGCCGCAGAGUUGGAUUCCUGGUGUUCCCGGGACACAGACGAGGUGCCUAACAAGUGAACAUGCAAGUAUGUAUGAUCGAGUGUUCGAGCAGACAUAUUUCUUACGAUAUGCGCCCAACCUCAUCGAUCUGUACACUUGGACGAAGAAGCUGCGGCGAGCGAAUGGAGUAAAUACGAUGCCAUCCCUCAAGCCCCACCCAGAUCAUCUUGUUUUCGUCAACUCCUUUUUCGGGUUCGAGCCGCCAAAGCCGCUGCCUCCCUUGAUGCUGGCAGCCGGGCCUGUUUUGUCGGAGACAUGGGCGCCACUUGACGAGGCAUCCGAGAAUUUUCUGCAGCUGAAGAAAUCUGUCGCCUACGUAGCCUUCGGCACACAUGUUAUCCUGGCAUUAAAUAUCGUAGAAAAGCUUCUUGAAGGUCUCGCGGACGCUAUGAGACAAGGUCAUAUCGACGGGGUUAAUGUGAGCUCCUCGUGGCUCUUCCUGGAAGACGCGCCUCAACGUGCUCUCCUUAACCAUCAGUCCGUCACCCUUUUCCUCACUCACGCUGGCCCAUCAUCUGCAAAUGAAGCAAUCUUCCACGGCGUGUCGAUGCUCUCGAUGGCAAUUUACGGUGAUCAGAUCCACAACAGCAUGCGCCUUGUCGAGGCGGGAGUAGCUCUGGCCAUCAAUAAACACAGCUUCACUGCUUCUGAGGUCACAAACUCGAUUGAGAGCAUUUUGACAGAUACAGACGGCGAGUUCAGUCGCAACGUGCAGCGCAUGCAGCGCAUUGCCACGGUUGCCAGCCGGCGAAAACACGUGGCGGCUGACCUGGUAGAGGAGCAUAUGUAUGAUUGGGAGUUGCGCUUUGAGCAUGAGUGGCCUAAUGACACGGAUGUGGAAGGAUUAGUAAAUGGUGGAAGAGGAAAGGAGCUGGGAAAGAUGCACCUGCAAACUGCUGAUGCACGGAUGUCAUGA